Molecule: messenger RNA, 5700 nt
Organism: Xiphophorus hellerii (green swordtail)
Lineage: Eukaryota; Metazoa; Chordata; Actinopteri; Cyprinodontiformes; Poeciliidae
Gene: nedd4a
Product: NEDD4 E3 ubiquitin protein ligase a
Exons: 25
Coding region: 16-3822 (1268 amino acids)
Biological process (GO): regulation of dendrite morphogenesis; ubiquitin-dependent protein catabolic process; receptor internalization
Cellular component (GO): cytoplasm
Molecular function (GO): protein binding; ubiquitin protein ligase activity; sodium channel inhibitor activity
Source: RefSeq, a predicted model, not a curated record
UAGAGAGUUAAACAAAUGGCACGUCAGCUCCGCUUGCAUUUCGCGUCAAGACGAAGCAACACGGACCCCCUCUCUGAAGGCCUCAGCUGCCAUGGUGAGGAAAGCAGAGUCAGUGUGUCAGCGCACGGCCCCGCAGAGAAUCUGGCGCACAGCUCAGUCCACUUGAAGGUGACUCCUCUGUCACCAGAGUUUGCCAGCAGUCAAAGCUCUUCAGUCUUCAUAUCCAGGGUUAAUUCCGGAGGCUGCAACAAGAAGAGCGUUCUGCAAAUCUCGCUGCAGCCGUGCGGAAAACCAAGCGGCGAGUUGGAAGGGAGCGUGGAGGAUGGAGAGGCCGGCGUUGGUGUCGGUUCUGACGGAGGAUCGUGCAACAGCAGCAUGGCCAGCGACGCCGGGUACUGCAGCAGCAACAGCAUCUUUGAGCCAGAGCUUCCAGAAAAGCACAGGAGCAGCCAGGAGAGGCCCCAGGUCUGCCGCAGGUCCAAGGUCCCAUUGCGGCGGUGCUCUUCCCUAGUCAUUAUUCCAAGGAGCCCUUGCAGCACGCCGCCCGCGUCUCCCGUAGGCUCUGCGGCUCUGUUUGCUCUGCCCCCGUUACGGGGAUCUCAGCAGCCGGUUCUCCAGGCACCUGCCAGUGAAUUCCUCCAAGCAGACGAAGAAGUGACGAGUAAAGAGCCGAACGGCCCUUCUCUAAGUGGCCACAAUCAGCCAAAAGGAAACUACUCUUCCGAGUUUAGGGACUCAAAACACACGGUACACUUUAACAUCCCGCUAGAGGAUGAACCAAAAUGCAAACUGGAGGACAAGACUGCAGUUAUGGAGCAGUCGUCUAAUCUUCACUCUAGCAGCGUGAUGCUACGCUUUGCCCACCAAAGACCAAUGGCAUCGGCAAAACGAGCCGCAUCUGUGGCUUCGGGCAGUUCACAACUCCCCGAUGCUCAUUACCCGGCUGGACUCUCUGAAAGACAAGGCGAAGCCCACAAAAAACUUUAUCGGAGUACCUCUGCUUGCUUGUUUUCCUCAUCUAAGCAACCUGAGAAAAACAGUAGGGUCUGUUCAUCGGGGAAGGGUCAAGGGAAACACUGUCAUCGUGCCAUUCAGAGGAGCUUUUCCCUUGAGGUGCCUUACGCUAACACCGGGAUUUCAUGUCACGUUUCAAACCCAAAACUCAGCAGCCCUCUUUCUCCACAUGUACACAUUCAUUUGUCUCCUUGCUGCCCUGCAAAGGUUCCCGCUUACCCCGACAACUUCAAAAAGAGCCACAAAGGAAACAGGGAGACACGUGAUGACUUUCUUGGACAGGUGGACGUUCCUUUAAAUCAGAUACCGACAGAAAAUCCUAACGCACAAAGACCAUACACAUUCAAGGAUUUUCUGCUCCACCCACGAAGCCAUAAGUCCAGGGUCAAAGGUCAUCUACGUCUCAAAAUGACCUACCUGCCGAAGAACUUGGGCUCAGAAGAGGAGACGGCAGAUCAGACAGAGGACUCAGAUCCAGGCUGGGAGCUUCUGGAUCAGGACAUGUCGGGCCCCAGGCAGAGUCAGCUGCUGCCUCCUCUUCCUCCGGGCUGGGAGGAGCGGCAGGACAACCUCGGCAGGAACUACUUCGUCAACCACGUGACCAGAACCACGCAGUGGCACCGGCCCACCAUGCAGCAGGUCAUCGAGGAGAGUCACCGGCCGCAGAACAAUAACACAGAUGUGGAACCUGCCUUCAUUACACGCAGACAGAUCUCAGAGCACGAUGAGAACGCCACACCGCAGGAGUCUCCAGAGAGCUGGGAGAUCAUCACCGAGGACGAAUCCACUUUGUACCCCAGAAACCAUCAGCUCACAUCAACUUCCUCCAGCGAGCCGCCGGCGUUCUCCUCGUUCAGCGACGAGAACAGGAACCUUUGUGUUUCACGAUCCACAACUAGAGAGCUGCGCAGUUCACAGAAUAAUCAAAUGAGUAAUUCAAACCAUUCCAGCCUCAGAGAAAGUUCUCAGACUUCUGCAAGAGAGGAACAACCUAUCAGUCCCGUGUUACUUCCCUCGUCACCUCAGUUGCCUCCAGGCUGGGAGGAGAAGCGUGACAAUAAAGGAAGACGCUACUAUGUCAACCACAACACCCGAACCACCACAUGGGUGCGUCCAGUCAUUCAGAAACCUGCAGACUCACCAGCAGCACCGGCGGCAGCAGCGGCACCGGCGGCAGCGGCACCGGCGGCAGCGGCACCGGCGGCAGCGGCACCGGCGGCAGCGGCACCGGCGGCAGCGGCACCGGCGGCGGCACCACAGAGUGAAUCUGCGCCGCCUCAGAACUCCAGCCCGCCGUCCCAGCCGGCGGCGGUCAGCCCUGCAGACGCCACUCAGCCCGGACCGAGCGCAGAGGCCUCCGCUGAUUUCGGCUCCUUACCGCAGGGCUGGGAGGUGCGCAGCGCUCCGAACGGAAGACCUUUUUUUAUCAAUCACAACACAAAGACGACCACCUGGGAAGAUCCCAGGCUUAGGAUUCCUGUGCAGAAGAGGAGGACCGGCUCACUCGACCCCAAAGACCUCGGCCCGCUGCCACCUGGAUGGGAGGAGCGGAUCCACGGAGAUGGCAGGAUAUUCUACAUUGAUCACAACACCAAAGUCACACAGUGGGAAGAUCCCAGAUUGCAGAACUCGGCUAUAACUGGUCCAGCUGUGCCUUACUCUCGAGAUUACAAGCAGAAGUACGAGUAUUUCAGAAAGAAGCUGAUCAAACCGGCCGACAUCCCGAACCGCUUUGAGCUGAAGCUGAAACGAAACUCGGUGCUGGAGGAUUCCUACAGACGCAUCCUGGCGGUGAAGCGGCCGGAGCUGCUGAAGGCUCGACUGUGGGUGGAGUUCGAGGGAGAAAAGGGCCUGGACUACGGCGGCUUGGCCAGAGAGUGGUUCUUCCUCAUGUCCAAGGAGAUGUUCAACCCGUACUAUGGACUGUUCGAGUAUUCUGCCACAGACAACUACACGCUGCAGAUCAACCCCAACUCCGGUUUGUGUAAUGAAGACCACCUCACCUACUUCAAGUUUAUUGGUCGUGUGGCUGGCAUGGCGGUGUUUCACGGCAAACUCCUUGAUGCAUUCUUCAUCCGGCCGUUCUACAAGAUGAUGCUGCAGAAGCCGAUCACUCUGCAGGACAUGGAGUCUGUCGACAGCGAGUACUUUAACUCCUUAAAGUGGAUUUUGGACAACGACCCGGAGGAUUUGGACCUGAGGUUCACCAUUGAUGAGGAGCUGUUUGGAGAGACUCGCCAGCAUGACCUGAAACCGGAUGGCUCUGAGAUUGUUGUCACUAAUGAAAACAAGAGGGAAUACAUCGACCUGGUGAUGCAGUGGAGAUUUGUGAACAGAAUACAGAAACAGAUGACGGCUUUCAAAGAGGGAUUCUUUGAGCUGAUACCAAGGGAUCUGAUCAGGAUUUUUGAUGGGAAUGAGCUUGAGCUGCUCAUGUGCGGCCUGGGAGACGUGGACGUGAACGACUGGAGGCAGAACACCAAGUACAAGAACGGUUACUGUGGCGACCACAUGGUCAUCCAGUGGUUCUGGAAAACGGUGCUGCUGAUGGACGCAGAAAAGAGAAUCCGGCUCCUGCAGUUUGUGACGGGGACGUCCAGAGUCCCGAUGAACGGGUUCGCAGAACUUUAUGGCUCUAACGGACCGCAGCUGUUUACCAUCGAGCAAUGGGGAACCAGUGAUAAACUUCCCAGAGCCCACACCUGCUUCAACCGUCUGGACCUCCCUCCUUACGAGUCGUUCGAGGAGCUCAGGGAGAAGCUCAACAUCGCCAUCGAGAACGCCCAGGGCUUCGACGGCGUCGACUAACGGACGCCGCGAUUGGACGAGGGGAGCGGACGCUGCUGCAGUCAAAGCGAACCCGACCAGGACCUCGACCUGCCAGCUGAGGGUCAGAUGAAGGAAAACCUCAGAGCCGUCGCUCGGUCCACUGACGGAGGAAAAAAGAGACAGAUCCUGUUUUUAUCUGCACCUUUCAACGUUUACAAAUCAGAUUCUUUAUCGGGAGCCGCUCAGAGGUGUAUGUAUUUACUGUCACUUGUUCUGCUUAAAUGCUGUGAUGUGUUAAACAUAGGUUGAUUUUUUUUUAUUUUCUUUGUGAGCCGAUAUGCAUAAAUACUGUGAAUUAAUGAAUUCAUGCCUCCCUGAACAUAUCUGAGAAACUGGUGUGGAAGAGUCCAACUUCAUCCAGCUGCAAAACGCUGCGAGGUUUUACUGACUUUCAGCAGCUUCACUCCCCCCUGAGGAGAGACCAGCUCAUUCUUUUCAUUCAACAAAAGUAACAUUUAUUACCAUUCAGUUUGCUUUACGUCAAUCAGCAGGAAAAUAAUGUUUAUUUUAUUCACUUUUCACAACAGAACAGAAACAUAUCAGUCGCUACCAGCAGUAAAGAUGAUCUGUUAGUCAGAGUCGCCAUCUGAGCUCAAACAUCUUCAUUUUUUAACUUCUUCGUAAAAUGAAAAACAAAAUUUGUCACUGUUUUAAAAUACCUAAUAACCGUUUUGAUUUAGUUUGAAAAUCAUUUUGAACAGCUUUUCUUCUUUUUUAUUUCUCAUCAGUUUAUUUCCUGUAUUUUAAAUUUUUCAUUCCAGUAUUUCAGGUGUUUAGCUGCAUGGACCUUAAAGCCAUUUACAGCGGACAGCGUUACAUACACGUUUGAGCGACUAGUUAAUCUAAAUGUGUUGGUGAAUAAAUAGAUUGUUGAGGUAGUGAUGAACCUGGACCAGUGAAAAGCUUCAGUAAUUAUUGUUUCUGUGUCGACCAUGGAGAAGGAGAAGUGGCUACAGCAUACAGUGUUGGAUACUAUGCACUCAUGUACAUAUCGAUGUAAAAUAGACAAGUGUCUCUUAAAUUUUUAGUUUAUUUCACGUUGCGUUAACGUACCUGCAGACACACCUGUGCCUUUUACAUACCUACUUUAGGCGUCUUUCUCCACUUUGAUUGCACCGGAAGAAUUGAUGUAAAUUCACCUUUUAUCUCUGGGUUUUAAUUUCAACCUUUGCCAGCUGGCCUUAACAUGUUAAAUAGUUUUACUUACGUUUUUUUUUUGUUUUUUUUGUCUUGUGACAUCAUCGUUUUUAUCUCAUCAGGGAGCGUCUGAUUGCAGCUCCGUUUUUGAGAGCGCAUCUUCAGCGUUUUUUUGUGUACGGACUGUUCUUCUCAAAGUGAGAACUAAUUUGUGAUACCUUUGUAUGAAAUGGCUGUACUUGAGCAGUAGUUUUGACAUUUUCUGACAGGUGAAAUGUGUUUACUCCAGCUGCCAUGUUUACAGAUCGGUGAGGGUGGGAGACGACGCGGCCCGCUUCCUGUCUGACGUUUUUCUUACUCCUGCUUUUAUAAAGUGAAGCACUUUGUUGACGAGUCUUACUUCUGAACCUUUGCCAAACUGAAGACUGUCUGAAUCACUCGUGAUCUUUUGCUUCGUGUGUUUAAAUGUUUACACGUGAACCUUGCUUAAAACAAGCACUUUCUCUUCUUUCACAUUCAUUUUAAAGAGAAAUACCAAGGCCUUCAUUUGUGACACGUUAUGUAGACUUUAGAGGUGUUAUCAUAUCUCUGUGUAUGCUAGAGAUCACAUUACAGCAGAAAAAGGGAAGAAUUAUCUUGUUUUUCAUUAAUUAUAACUACCUAUAGUAUAUCUAUAGACUGAAUAUAAAUGUUUGCAAAAUAAACACAUAAAACCCCGGA